AUGUAUUUAAAUUGUAACCCUUAUGCUAAAUAUGGAGGUCCUGUAUCUGGACAACUUGAAAUUACUGCUAUUGCUACUAAAACCGAAAAUACAAAAUGGAAAGCAGCUGAAGGUUUUUAUUUACCAGCUUCAUCCAAAUAA
Messenger RNA from Entamoeba nuttalli P19, 141 nucleotides. RefSeq names its product MIR domain containing protein. The record is from RefSeq and is a predicted model, not a curated record. The transcript has 2 exons. The coding region runs from base 1 to 141 and encodes 46 amino acids. Lineage: Eukaryota; Evosea; Mastigamoebida; Endamoebidae.